CGUGCAACACAACCAUAYUUUUGUGCCACGAAAAAGAAAGUAUUUCUCUUCCGAUGCCAGGAAGCACCGAGCCACAAAGAUUCUAGCGCCGAGGAUAGUCCAGUUCUUCUAUUGCAACAUUGAGCGGAAUGAGAAGCAACGGCACACCUUCGUCGAAGCAAAGACAAACGSCCACCGCGGCCUCCCCCCGCAGCUCCGGUAGCUAUGCCACGGACGACAGCAGGUCGUCGAUGGAGGGGAGCCGCCGAGACCGCCGCUCGAAGAGGAACCGCCGCGGCAAGGGAGGCGGGGCCAGGCUGCGACAGGGGCUGGAAAUGAAACACAUCAUGACCCCGACGGUCGGUGUUCUUUUGUUUGGUCUGMUCCUGGCCCUAGCGGACGUCUUGUACAUAAUGAAACACCUGGAACAGAAAUCGGAGGAACUGUCGAACCCGGGGGACACCGCCCCGGUGUCGCCGUCGCUGUCGAUGCUCCCGCCGAGAACCGACGGCAAGGGCGGCAAGCCAAACGGCAAGCCAAACAAAUUUGGCUUGCCAAACAAAUUUGGCUUGCCAAACAAACACAGCAGCGGCAAGCCAAACGGCAAGCCAAACAAACACGGCAGCGAGCUGCGGCAAAUGCUGGCGGACCGGGAACCCAUCAUCAAGCUGAUCCGGGACGCCGGGAUUUCCUUCGAUCCGGUCGCGGACGCGGARCUCAUCGAGGAACUCCCCACCUGGGCGGACGUGGUGGAAAUGUACGGGCCGGAGCCGGUGAUCUACGGGAUCAACGAGGGGAACUGCAAGCGAUUCCAGGGCCAGACCGAUCCCGGGGACCACUUUCUGGGAACGGCGGGGACCUUCAACACCGGGACGAACUUUAUGUCGGAGCUCCUCAUCCAGAACUGCCUGAUGCCCGAGCGCAUGAAAAAACACGGGCCGAAGGCGAGGGGGAUUCGAUGGCAGGUAAGCAGCUACGAGCCGGACAUCGAGCGACGAAAGCCGGCACACAAGCAACCCCAACCAAACAAAUUGUCAACGGUCGGUCGGUCGGUCGGUCGGUCGAUCGAUCGAUCAAGCGUAGUGCAGCACAAAACGUCACGUCACGUCACGUCACAAACUAUUUGAUUCUCCAACAAUCGUGCACUCGUUGGUGGUUUGCUGGGAGGCAGUCGAUUGCCUCUUGUCUUGUUUUGUUUUCUUUCCCUUUUUGUUGUUGUUGUUGUUGUUGUUGUUGUUGUUGUUGUUGUUGUUGUUGUUGUUGUUGUUGUUGUUGUUGUUUCGCUCUGGUACCUCGCACGGCAACUCACAACCAUUUUCUUCGCUCUGCCAAAAGGUGCCGUGGGGAAAACAUUCGCCCGCCGGGGACCGAGAUUUCCGGGAGAAGCACAAGACGGUGAAAGAUAAGGACGUCGAUGGAAACGAAAUCAUGCCCGUGGUUACCAUCCGCGAUCCGCUGGUGUGGAUGAAAAGCAUGUGCCGCCACAAAUACACGGCCAGGUGGUUCGGCUUUCUCGACCCAAACUGCCCGAAUUUUUCGCUCGGCGACCUAACGACGAGUGUAAAGUACGCCGAGUUCACGCUCGAGUACGAUUCCCUCAUAGACCUGUGGAACAAAUACUACCUCGAAUACAAAAACAUUGACAUUCCCUUUCURUUGGUCCGCUUCGAAGACCUGGUCUUCCACGCCGAAGAGGUCACCAGAAAGGUCUGCGAGUGCGCCGGUGGCAAGAUCUACCGGAAAAACUUUCGCUACGUGCUCGACUCGGCGAAGAAGGGGAAAGCCGCCCACGGCGCAAUGUCCGAGCGGACGGGGUACGUCGACGCCCUCGUGCGGUACGGAACCCUCGCGAAGCGCUACAAGGGGUGGAACUCGAGAGCCGACCUGGAAUACAUCAGGGAGCACAUCGAUCCAACCAUCAUGGGGAUGAUGCAAUACGCCGAGAUCGAUCCAAACUGGGUUGGCGGCAAGAACCCGCACGAGAAAACAGGGGUACAAGCCGACCCAGAAAACAACGACGAUGCAAACGACAACGAAGAAGAAGAAAACGGAAAGGACGACGAUGCGCGAGAGAACAAAGAAGGCGGUGAAUCGAACGACGACAAAGAUCAAGACGACAAAGAAGGAGGCAAAGAAGACGACAACGACGACGAAGUCAGGUGAUGAGCACUAGAAGCUCCGCACAACGAAGAGCAGACGGGGGAGGAAAUAACCCUUCACCCCUGUUGCAACGAAAUCUAYGSCUGAAACUUCGUUUCGGCGAUUUGAAAAGAAGAGAGAUCCAAGCUAAGAGAASAGCUGCUGUAUAGCACUGCAUUWCGUACAU
Molecule: messenger RNA, 2305 nt
Organism: Pseudo-nitzschia multistriata
Lineage: Eukaryota; Bacillariophyta; Bacillariophyceae; Bacillariales; Bacillariaceae
Source: the annotation of a GenBank genome assembly